Drosophila obscura is the source of this 1993-nucleotide messenger RNA. RefSeq lists its product as uncharacterized. Bases 35 to 1993 code for a protein of 652 amino acids. The transcript has 22 exons. Lineage: Eukaryota; Metazoa; Arthropoda; Insecta; Diptera; Drosophilidae. The record is from RefSeq and is a predicted model, not a curated record.
AGCAGACGUCGCUGCAAUUGCAUGAGAGUGAGUGAUGACCCGAAAGAGAGGGAAUACACCACCUUAUACAUAUGAUCUUAAUAGCAAAGAAAUUCGAAGCGUCAUAGAAGUCUCGAAUUCGACAAAAGGAAGUAUAACUGAUAUUUCUGAUCAACCUACUGCAAAAGAAAUAAAUAUAGAAAAUGAAAAUAAAGCCACCGAAAAGUCAAGUAAUGAUAAUGGUGAUAAGACAGAACCCGAUGCUUUACCCAACAAAGAUGAACAAACCAGUGUACUUGGGUCCGAAAUUUCUGAACCUGGAGAAAGUUUUUCGCACGAAAAUAACGGCAAAGCUUCUGGUAGUUCUGAUCCUCCCAAGGACUUAGAUGAUGAUCUGAAGAUGAAUGAAAUUCAAAGCGUUUUAGAAGUCUCGAAUUUGACGGAAAAAAGUAUAACUGAUACUUCGGAGCAACCCAAUGGAAUACAACUAAAUGUAGAAGAUGAAAACAAAGCCACUGAAAAGUCAAGUAAUGAUAAUGGUGAUAAGACAGAACCCGAUGUUUUACCCAACAAAGAUGAACAAUCCAUUGCACUUGGGUCCGAAAUUUCUGCACCUGGAAAAAGUUUUUCGCACGAAAAAGACGGCAAAGCUUCUGGUAGUUCUGAUCCUCCCAAGGACUUAGAUGAUGAUCUGAAGAUGAAUGAAAUUCAAAGCGUUUUAGAAGUCUCGAAUUUGACGGAAACAAGUAUAACUGAUACUUCGGAGCAACCCAAUGGAAUACAACUGAAUUUAGAAGAUGAAAACAAAGCCAUUUCAGCCGAAAAGUCAAGUAAUGAUGAUGGUUAUAAGACAGAACCCGAUGUUUUACCCAACAAAAAUGAACAAUCCAUUGUACUUGGGUCCGAAAUUUCUGAACCUGGGAAAAGUUUUUUGCAAGAAAAAGACGGCAAAGCUCCCGGUAGUUCUGCCCCACCCAAGGACUUAGAUGAUGAUCUGAAGAUGAAUAAAAUUCUAAGCGUUUUAGAAGUCUCGAAUUUGACGGAAACAAGUAUAACUGAUACUUCGGAGCAACCCAAUGGAAUACAACUAAAUGUAGAAGAUGAAAACAAAGCCAAUGAUCUGAAGAUGAAUGAAAUUCAAAGCGUUUUAGAAGUCUCGAAUUUGACGGAAACAAGUAUAACUGAUACUUCGGAGCAACCCAAUGGAAUACAACUGAAUUUAGAAGAUGAAAACAAUGCCACUGAAAAGUCAAGUAAUGAUAAUGGUUAUAAGACAGAACCCGAUGUUUUACCCAACAAAGAUGAACAAUCCAUUGUACUUGGGUCCGAAAUUUCUGAACCUGUGAAAAGUUUUUCGCAAGAAAAAGACGGCAAAGCUCCCGGUAGUUCUGCCCCACCCAAGGACUUUGAUGAUGAUCUAAAGAUGAAUAAAAUUCAAAGCGUUUUAGAAGUCUCGAAUUUGACGAAAAAAAGUAUAACUGAUACUUCGGAGCAACCCAAUGGAAUACAACUAAAUGUAAAAUAUGAAAACAAAGCCACUGAAAAGUCAAGUAAUGAUAAUGGUGAUAAGACAGAACCCGAUGUUUUACCCAGCAAAGAUGAACAAUCCAUUGGGUCCGAAAUUUCUGAACCUGGGAAAAGUUUUUUGCAAGAAAAAGACGGCAAAGCUCCUGGUAGUUCUGAUUCUCCCGAGGACUUAGAUGAUGAUCUGAAGAUGAACAAAAUUCGAAGCGUUUUAGAAGUCUCGAAUUUGACGGAAACAAGUAUAACUGAUACUUCGGAGCAACCCAAUGGAAUACUACUAAAUGUAGAAGAUGAAAACAAAGCCACUGAAAAGUCAAGUAAUGAUAAUGGUGAUAAGACAGAACCCGAUGUUUUACCCAGCAAAGAUGAACAAUCCAUUGGGUCCGAAAUUUCUGAACCUGGGAAAAGUUUUUUGCAAGAAAAAGACGGCAAAGCUCCUGGUGGAUCUGCUCCUCCCAAGGACUUACAUGUAAAUCAAUGUUAUUUUUAA